Molecule: messenger RNA, 4638 nt
Organism: Epinephelus fuscoguttatus (brown-marbled grouper)
Lineage: Eukaryota; Metazoa; Chordata; Actinopteri; Perciformes; Serranidae
Gene: usta
Product: uronyl 2-sulfotransferase a
Exons: 8
Coding region: 345-1559 (404 amino acids)
Cellular component (GO): membrane
Molecular function (GO): sulfotransferase activity
Source: RefSeq, a predicted model, not a curated record
ACUGCAAUCCAACCCAAAUCCUGUAUGAGGUGGAAGUUUUUCCUCUUUCCACGUCCAGUAAUCUGACACCCAAAAAGACUCGCAGCAGAAGGAUGGACCCUUAACUCGGCUGGAAGGACGGAAGGAAGGAGCACUCACCCAACGAGCGCAAACGAGAGGGACCGAGCAGAAGCCGAAACCGCUGUGCGCAAAAAACAACCCCGUGGCUGCGGCAGCGGAGGAGAGGCUGGGUGCCUGCGCGUCUCCAAAAUAACUGGCCGUCCGCUUCUAAAUGCUCCCGAAGCGACAAGUUUCACUUUCCACAGGCGGAUGGGUGACUUUCCACGGCGCUUUGUGAGGAGGAGAUGAUGAAGAAUUUCAGCGGCAGUCCCCUUCACAGCAACAACCAGACUCCCAACCACGUUAGAGAGCGAAACAACAGAAAGUACAGCUUACUCUCUGUUAUACCGCUGCGAUUCUCCCUGCGAGGUUAUGGUUUCUGCAUGGCUACGCUGUUCCUCUUCUGUUUCGGCUCCCUUUUUUACCAGCUGAACGGAGGACCCCCUAAAAUCCUGCUGGACAUCCGACAGUAUCUCGGUGAAUCCACAUAUCUGGAUGACCACGGACCCCCUGCACCAAGAGUGCUCCCGUUCCCCAGCCAGGUGGUUUAUAACCGUGUGGGGAAGUGCGGCAGCCGAACGGUGGUCAUCUUACUAAGAUUACUGGCUGAGAAACACCAGUUUAACCUGGUCUCCUCUGACAUCCACAAUAAAACACGCCUCACGAAACAUGAGCAGGUGGAUCUCAUGAAGAAUAUCAGUAAUAUCCCCCAGCCAUUCCUCUACACACGGCAUGUUCACUUCCUCAACUUUACCAGGUUCAGGAUAGAGCAGCCGGUCUAUAUCAACAUAAUCCGGGACCCCAUCAACCGGUUCCUCUCCAACUACUUCUUCCGUCGCUUCGGUGACUGGAGGGGCGAGCAGAACCACCUCAUCCGCACUCCAGGGAUGAAAGAUGAUGAGAGAUACCUGGAUAUCAAUGUGUGCAUUCUAGAGAAUUACCCAGAGUGCUCCAACCCCAGAGUUUUCUACAUCAUCCCCUACUUCUGUGGACAGCACCCUCAAUGCAGGGAGCCAGGAGUAUGGGCUUUGGAAAGGGCCAAACAGAAUGUGUUGGAGAACUACCUCCUCGUGGGUAUCCUGGAGGAGCUGGAGGACGUUCUGCUCCUGUUGGAGAGGCUCUUACCUCAUUACUUUACUGGAGUGCUUAACAUCUACAAGAGCCCUGACUAUAAGAAGAUGGGGAACAUGACAGGCACAGUGCGUAAACACACACCCACCCUGGAGGCCCUGCAAGUGCUCUACCACCGCAUGCGCUACGAGUACGAGUUCUACAACUUCAUCCGAGACCAGUUCCACCUCAUGAAGAAAAAAAUUGGUCUCAAGUCCGUCUCCCAGCCCCCCGCCCACUCACCCGCUUUCCUUCGAGAGCUGGCCCUCCGAACCCCAGAGCCUCUGGACGAAGAUGAAGAGCUGGACACAGACCUGGAGGAUGCCAACAGCUGGCUGGUCCAUCCUUAAAAGGCUGUUUGACGAACAGUGGGCAUAGCCAAGAAAAAAGCUGAUUGGCUGGAGAUAGCUGGAGGCAGCCUGAGGGCAGAAGGGGAGCGUUGUUCCUCCAUCUUUCAGCAUUCCUAAGAAAAGUGGGGUGCGUUUUAGGGGUGUGUGGAUCCUGACGCUCGUGUUUUCUACGGGCUCUGCUUUCCAUCUGCGAUAGACUCCUAUCAUGACGUGCUCAGCACUGAGGACUGUCGGGUUGAGUAAUUGGAAGGACAAAAUGCUCUAUUUAAAAAAAAAAAUUGACCAAGAACAGUGGGAAAUAACGUUAAGCUUAAUGUGCUUGACUCAAGUUUUGUUUUAAUUUGAGCUUGUUUUUGGGUUCAUUUAUGUAAAAACAAAAAAAGAAACGUCAUUGCUGUAAUCUCCAGGAGAGAUUAGCGCAAGGUGUGGAUAGCUAAACGUGUUGGGAAAUAUUCUUAAUGUUGGUCGCUGGGGUGUUUACUGUCAGAGAGGACUCCAGAGACAUAGCCCAAGAAAGAGAUUUAUGAAAGGGUUACUGUCCUAAAAGCUGGAAUGGGAAAUGGUAUUCACAAAUAAAGAAAAGUACCAAAACCCUUUUUUGUAUAUUAGUUGUCUAGGACUGUUGUAAGUGCCAAACCUUGCUGAGAGAUCCAGUAAACCUCCGUGCACGGCUGGUGGAGUUGUGACCGCAAGCGAGUCAGUUGUUAUACUGUACUAUUGGUUUAUAACAUUUUGUUUAUUAGGUAUAAAUGAGGGUUAGAUGGCAGGCACUCAAUUAUGAAUUCAAAGAAUUCCGACAGUGUGUGUGUGAAUGAUUGAGUUUGACCAAACCAGCAGUGUAUUUUAGCGUAGAUUUAUUAUUUUGGGACAGGGACAGGUCAUUUUGUUGCGAGUCAAACACUAAAAAACAUUUAGUUUGUUUAAUCCAAAGUUUAAAAGAUUGAGCUUGCCAAAUACCAGUGUUUCUACUGCGAUGAAUUACAAAACUGUACGAAUAUACUGCACUUUUUCUGAGGUGACUUUUCCUGAAAUUCUGCAGCAAAAUGAGGGAUUCGGUCACAAAACUGGAUACUAAUGCUCCUUUCAUUUCAAACAGGAUUGUGUUACUGUUCAAGGGUUCGUUUUCCCCUCUCAAAAUACUACCAUGAAAGCGUGUGAAGUGUUACCGACCCCCGUUAACACUAACUUCUAAUUGACCUAUGGCUAAGCCACGCCCCCAUCCACUCACUCGGACAAACUAUCGGGUCCAUGUCAUUGGUCCGACAGCCCAUUGGUCCGACAUCCCAUUAGUCCGACUGUCCGUGGUGCUGAACAGCUCCCGGCGGGUGUAUUUCUACCUUGAUGGUGCGCCGCGUCCGGCUCUGGGUCAGCUGGGAAAGGGUUGAGGCGGAGCAGGCUCACAGCUUAUGUGUUUGUCACUUUCUUUUUCAUUUUAACCCACACCAUGAUUUUUUCCUGACUCUAACCAAGUGGUUUUUGUGCCUAAACCUAACCAGACCUUAACCACAGGGCAUCAUGAUGAUUUCGGAACAGACUUCGGAACAAUGGGUUUAAUAUGGUCGGACCAAUGGGCUGUCGGACCGAUGGACAGUUCCCCAAACUAUCAACAUUUAGUGACCGGCGCUAUGGCAGGUGUCACAGUACACGGCAUUUUACAGGAGGCAACUGAUGAUUUUUGGGGACAUAACGAUCAGAUGUCAUUGAGAAGUAACCAAAAGGGCCUAAACUACGCAUUGGAGGGAUAUAUUCAUCAUUUUAUUGUUGAGAAGGUCGAUGAAAAGCUUAAAUUACAAGCCAAAAUUUACAGGUCACAGUGUACGCUUGUGAACCGCAUCUUGUUGCCGUUGCCAUCAAAGACAACAAGUUUAAGUGCCACUGAAGUUAAGGUUUUUGGCUCAGAAUAUGAGAAAAGGAUAACGGCCUUUUUUACCAUCUUUACCAAGAGUGUCUCUCCAUUAGUUUGGUGCUACAGUAUUUACAUUGAAUCAUUCAGCAUAACGUAUGCCAACCUUUGUUAUCUCUGUGAUUACAGAUAAAUUAAUGAAGCUAAGCUCCAGAAGUUAACGUUAGCUUAACUAGAGCCCCAUGGACAACAGCUAACAAUGAUGUACGAUCACCAAAGUACAAAAACUAGAACAAAAAAGGCUAAUGAACUCCCAGCAAACAAGCUGACAUGAUGAACAACGUAGCUAGUAGCUAACGUUACACUAACUUUAGCUAACGUUAGCUAGAGAUGUUAAAGAUAACUUUAUAUUUCUUUCCAGCAAAGUGACAAUAUGUUGCCUCAAACACGAUGUUGACUUACCUUAAAACAGAUGUAGACAUCCUUAUUAAUCUUAUUCACGUUAAGUUGAUGUUGUGGUCUAACGUUACCACACAACUUUAUCCAAAGGAGACACUUUUCUGUGGUUUAAAGUGUAAAAAUUACAUCUCAUCGCCCAGCCUCUCAGGAUACCUUGUGUCGGAGUUGCAUGUACCCCAUGCACACCGUUUGACCAUUUUUAAACUUCAAAUCUCCGAAAAGCUCAUAAAACCAAACAAAACUGACUUUCUGUAAUGCAGUUCAAUGAAUGUCCAGGUAGAGAAUGUCGAGUGUAUGGGAGUGGCUAUACACACUGUGAUUGGCUCAUCGCGUUUGAGGGCGAGACUUAGCCAUAGGUCAAUUCUCCAGCAGCUACUCAGAGUGCAUGUUCGUCAUCACUCAUGUUCAAAUCACCCAGACAACAGUAACCAUAAGCUAAUACGUGACGUCAUCUACCAUGCUAAUCUCCAUUGUCUGUACCUUUUCAUUGUCCUGGUUUGUGUUCAGUGUUUCCUUUUUCUUUUCUUUUUUUGCCAGUUUAAUUUAUUAUUUUGUAUUCAUUUGCAUUCCAGAUAAGAUUCUCAGGAAGGAAGAAAAAAAAAAGAUGUUUAAUAACUUGAUCAUUUGUAUCUUUGGUUUCUGGCGGCUACGAAACUACUCUUGGUGUUUUAAGGUUGUCUAGAAUGGGUUUAUAUAAACAGCUGAACACUUGUUAACAACAGCUAAUGCAGUCCAUCAUUUUACAGUCUUCAAAAUAAAUGUCCUCUAACUAUUGCA